Molecule: messenger RNA, 3600 nt
Organism: Tetrahymena thermophila SB210
Lineage: Eukaryota; Ciliophora; Oligohymenophorea; Hymenostomatida; Tetrahymenidae
Exons: 4
Source: RefSeq, a predicted model, not a curated record
AAAAUCAUCUUUUUAAAAAUAUCGAUUAAUUUGUUAUUUCGAAAGUAGUACUUUUGCAAAAAUAUUUAGGUUGAUAAAUUUACUACAUAAACAAACAUAUACAAUAAAAGGAUUAAGUAGUUUAUAUUUGGAUAUUUAUAAAUCAAAUAGCUAAUGAACAACCAUUCUUCAGCCCAAAGUGCAAUAAGUUCGCAUACCAAAUAUAGCGCGAAGAGUUAGAUAUCAAAUAUCACUAAUUAAAAUCCAGCUAGUGGGUAAAGUGCAUAUGGAUAGAAAACCAAACAAUAAAUUGCACAAGAAGUAGAGCUAGCAGAAGAUGAUAUAAUGAAGAGAUAUAUGGAAUAGCAAGAAAAACAUAAACAACUAAUGAUAUAGAAUUAAAAACGUAGAAAAGAUUAAGAAAAGAAAUUAAAAGAAGAAAUGGAGAAAAAAAAGAAGCAGGAAGAGCAAGAGCUACUUAAGAGAAAAGAAACAAAAUAGCAAGCUUAUGUUAAAUUCUUGAGAUCUAAUGCCACUAAAGUUGCAGAUAAUUUAAAGUAAAAUAAAAGUAACACAAAUGAAAAUGGAAAUCAAGUUAAAAAAAAAGCAUCUACUGCAAACUAAUAAAAGAGACCAGCUUAUAUAGUAGUUUCAAACACAGAUUAAAAUAAAACUGUAACUAGUGAUCUAUCAAAGCCUAAGAGAUAAUGGAAUACUGCUAAAUCAAACAGCCAAAAUACAAAUAAUUAGGAUAAAAAUUUAUCUUAGAAUGAAAAUAGAGUACCUGUACCUCUUGAGGAAUAUUAUGCUGAUUAAAAAAAACAAUCCCAAAAUAAUAUAGAAAAUAAAGCUAAAGAAAUGAAUUUUGAUGCUCUAGAUCUCAAUAUUCCUUCUGGAAAAGAUGAUUUCGAGAGAAUUAAAAAAAUGUAUGCCAAGUAAAAUUAAGUUAAAGGAAACGAUUUUAUAGUUAAUUUUGAAAAAGAAUGGAAUGAUGAUGAUGAUUCUCUUGAUAACCUAAAAUAAAGUAAACUAUUAGAAAGUUUAGAUCUCUCUACUGUGUAAAAAAAGAAAAAUAAGCAGAUAUAAGAUGAUCAGCUUUAAAAGAAGGUAAAAAAUAUUAAAAGUUAAUUCGAUAACAUCUAAGAAAAUGAUAGCUUUGAUGAGAAUGAAUAUGAGCAAGAAAAAUUUGAGGAGCUAGUUAUUAACAAAGGAGAAACAUCCAAAGAAAAUAAAGAUAUCAAUUAAGAUAAAUCAAGCAGAGCGUAAUUGCAGUAGAAAUUAAAGCAAGGAAGCAAGCAAACAAUGAAUGAUUAACAGCAUGUAAAAAAAGUUAAAGAAAAAGAAAUUAUAAAGCAAAAGUAAGCAAUUAAUAAAAAUGAAAGUGCUUUGAUUAGGGAAGCAAUUGGGUUUGAUGAUGAAGAUAUGUAAGGAGGAAGUGAUAAUGACGAAGAUAUUGGUAUAGCAUUGGGAUUUAAGGAUAAAGUUUAAAAUGAUAAAUUAUAACAAAAAAGUACUAAAUAAGUAAAAAUUGAAUAAACUGCUGAUAUUGGCUUAACUGAGGCUAAGCUUUAAUUACAUAAUGAAAUUAUGGAAGGAACAAUUAGUUUAGAAAAUUAAAAAUAUGAUGUUUUAAGUUGGGCAAAUAAUAAAUAGAAAGAAGUGGAGGAAGUUUUUUCCUAAGUUAGUGGUAAAGUUUCAAAUGCUACUUCUAAACUAACAAAACCUGUUUCUGCAAAAUUAGUGAAAGAUGAUAAGAAGCCACCAAUUGUUAGAAGCAACACAAAUAAUAAUCUAUCUCAGCAAAAUUAAUAAUAAAUAAUCAGCUAAUAAAGAAAGCAAAAUGAAUAAGAUGCGAAUAGCAUAGUAUCAGAAGAUAAAAUGUAAAGAUAAAACAUUAGGCAGAUAAGUGCAAAUAGAAAUGCCUAAAUUUCAAAAGAAAAAAAUAACUAGUAAGAAAGAUAAUUUUCUACAGAUAAAUAACUUUCUGAUUAAAAUUAAAAUAACCAAAAAGCAUAGCAUGAUAAAUCAAAGGAUAGAAAACCAUAAAUUGUAUAGCCUCCUCCUUCUAAACAAAAGUAUUAAAAAAAUUACUAAAAUAAAAUAGCCUAAAAUAAUUAAUAAGAUUCUAAUUCAGAAGUUGCUAGCUCUAACUAGGGAAGAGUUUCUAAAUUCAAAUAAAAGUUGUAAUGGAAUGUUCAACAAAGUAGAAGAAACAAAACUAAAUCUCCUGAUUCUGUGGGUACAAGAGAUGAAGAUAUAAAUGUGGAAGAAUUUUUAAGGGAUGAUUUGAUUAACAUUAAUAAAGAAGAAAUGCAACUGUAGCAGGAGAUUUAUGAGCUUCACUUUGAUAAUAUAGAUAAAAUUAGGGAUGUUGAAAGUAGACAUAAUGUAAACCUUAAUUUAGUGUCAUCAAAAUAAGUAAAAGAGCUUGAAAGCAAUCCCUCAACAAUCAUAAAACCAAUAAAACCUAUUUACGAAUAUAGUGAAUAAGAGUUGGAGCAAUCUUUAAUUAGACUAGAUAAGGCUUUAGCCAAAAAAACUAUUUAAUCUUAAUAGUAAAUGCCUACAUAAAUAAAUCCUUAAAUUCAAAAUGGUUACCAACAAAAUUUCAAUGACUUGAAGAGUUAAUAAUAAACAUAUUAAAACUAAUAAUAAUUAUAAAACUAGAUAUAAAAUAAUUAGCAAUAAGUUAAACAAUUAAAUUAAAAAUUAAAUGGAUAAAAUGAUUUAAAUUAAGGUAAUUAGUAGAAUCUGUAAAUCAAUUUAAAUAAUAAUAUUAAUAAUUUUCAAUAGUAGAUAGCACCAAACAACAUGAUUGCAUAACAAUUAUAAAUUCUUUAGUAAUAAUAGUAGCUGCUUCUUUAAUAGAUAGUUGCUACUUAGUAAAAUCAAAAUAAUUUAGAAUUAAAUCCUCCUCCUGUUUUACAAAAUUAAGUUAACUCGAUGAAAGUUUAACAAAUUCUCAAUGCAAAUUAAUUAACUUAUAAAAAUUUAGCUGAAUAAAACGAGAGUUUGAACAAAAUAGAGUAAAACUUUAGCUCAGAUUCAGGAAAGCUAGAAAAGUAUGAUAAGAAAGAUAAAGCAGAAGCUAACGACUAAAACAUGUAUAUUUCUCCUCAAUUUGGGAUAAACAAUCAUGCAAAAAAGGAUUCUUUACUUAAUAAUAAUAUCAAGAAUGUUACUAACAAUGUUAGCUUAACAAGUUAGCAAUAGUAUUAAUAAUCUUAAUAUAACUAUGACAUUAAUGAUUUGCAGUCUAUAAGUUAAGUUAAUAGCAUUGUACCCUCUAACAAUGCUGAGUAAAGGAGGUAAAAAUUGAAAGAUGAGUUAGAUGAAGAAGUAGAAUCUAAAAUUAGUGAAAUUAAGUCUAAAAUAUAAUAAAACAAAGACAAAGAGUAACCUAAUUCGUAUAAACAGAAGCAUAUUAUUAAAAAAGAAAUUAAACAUAAAAAAGUAGUAGGUUUAAAAGAAGAAAAACAAUCUUAAUUAAAAGAAACAUAAGAUGAUAAUACAGAAGGUGUAAUAAAAUUUGCUGGCAAUGAUAAGUUAAAGGCCUUGUUAUUAGAUAAUGUUGAAGAAGAAGAUUCUCAUAAUUAUAAUCAAGAUAAUUCAUUUGAUUGA